AUGCCAUCUGCAAACGCUUUGGCCACUCCACGACGGCCAAGACAGCCUCCACUUCAUGAGCUUUACAAGCAACCUGCUCCUCUUCGUGUCUUUCCCCUCCCAACUUUCGCUAGCACCGACAACCCUGUGUCUCUGGUGCAACUUGCCGUCGCCUGGCUGGGCCAGAUUUUUUUCCCGCCCACACCCGAACCAUCUGUUAUCCACACUGCCUUUUGGGACAAUGGCACCCGGUCCAUUGUCGUUACGGACCCAAAGGCCAUGGCGGACCUUUGGCAACAGGGUUUCUACGGCAAGGGCAGCUUAAGCCGAAGCGAGCCCAACUGGCUCAAGAGGGAAAGCUCACGGCGGGGUGCCACCCGCGACAGGGUCAGUGAGAUGGCCACGGAAAAGAGGCGAGAGGAUCGCGUUCGUGCAAAAUGGGAGCGUGCCCGCAUUGAACAAGAGGCACUCGAGCAGAGACGUAGGGAGGAGGCCAGCACCCUGGCUGAAGCUGCCGUAGAAGCAGUCGUAGAGAGCCCAGCAAAAUUAACCCGGCCGCCAGUCGGACCCGCAGAGCUCCUUGCCCUUCCCAAUUCCCAGUUUGAUCUCGUGGCAGCCUCGCGCAAUCACGCCAGGGUCUCUGAAGAUAGCAUGGACGGCACGGAUGGUUCGAUGGAUGGGUCAGGCUCAUUUGGCAAUGACGAUGCUGAGACCAACACGACUGUCUCCUCCGGGUCCGCAACGCUCAAGCGUGCCAAGAGUGUUCGCUUUUCGCCAAAGGUCGAGUCGACUAUCUUCCAACUCACCGACCCACCGAGUCCAUCUCGUUCCUUGCCAUCUUUCGUGCCGGAGAAUGAGCGUACCACCAAGCCAGAUGGUGUGCCACGGUCUGAUGUGCCGGCUGAAGUAGUUGUGGGGAACAAGGAACACCUGCAACUUGCACCAGAGGAGGCCUUCUUUCUGUGUUUUGCUCUGGGUGCCCUGAAGGUGACAGACGCCGCUACACAAGGCGUACUCUCCACCAAGGAUCUUCUUGCUCUGCUGCGCCAGAACUCGUACUUUCCCCCUCGGGUGUCACAGCCUCUGCAACCUGAUGACCCUUUCCUCAUCCAUUAUGCCGUAUACCACCAUUUCCGAUCCCUUGGGUGGGUUCCAAGGCCUGGCAUCAAGUUCGGUGUUGAUUGGCUUCUCUAUAACCGAGGGCCUGUUUUUGAUCACGCCGAAUAUGGUCUUCUGGUGCUUCCAUCCUAUGCUCACCCCCACUGGAAGGCCAGUGGUCGUCAAGCGUCACAAAAGUCCUGGCACUGGCUCAUGGGUGUGAAUAGAGUCUUGUCCAAGGUCUUCAAGAGCUUGGUGCUCGUUUACGUCGAUGUCCCGCCACCUACUGCAUUCAAUGUGGACGGUGAACCUCGAAUGAGCAUGGCAGCCUUGCUCAAACAGUAUCAGAUACGGGAGCAGAUGAUCAAGCGAUGGUCGCCGAACCGAGAUCGCUAA
Molecule: messenger RNA, 1473 nt
Organism: Cryphonectria parasitica EP155
Lineage: Eukaryota; Fungi; Ascomycota; Sordariomycetes; Diaporthales; Cryphonectriaceae
Exons: 3
Coding region: 1-1473 (490 amino acids)
Biological process (GO): tRNA-type intron splice site recognition and cleavage; tRNA splicing, via endonucleolytic cleavage and ligation
Cellular component (GO): tRNA-intron endonuclease complex
Molecular function (GO): nucleic acid binding; tRNA-intron lyase activity
Source: RefSeq, a predicted model, not a curated record